Hermetia illucens (black soldier fly) is the source of this 3463-nucleotide messenger RNA. RefSeq names its product rap1 GTPase-GDP dissociation stimulator 1 (gene vimar). NCBI's taxonomy places the organism in Eukaryota, Metazoa, Arthropoda, Insecta, Diptera, Stratiomyidae. The record is from RefSeq and is a predicted model, not a curated record. Gene Ontology annotation, biological process: positive regulation of GTPase activity. The coding region runs from base 547 to 2544 and encodes 665 amino acids. The transcript has 6 exons. Gene Ontology annotation, molecular function: guanyl-nucleotide exchange factor activity; protein binding. Gene Ontology annotation, cellular component: cytosol.
AGCGCCGCACAGUAUUCGCGUGCAUUCGGGAAGUAGGAGUUGUCGCGACUCGUUGCCGUCAUUGUCGUAUUAUCUCCGUGUCAAUUUCCGCGCUCGUCGCAUCAAUGCAGUGGAUUUGUCCAUGCAACUGACGAUUUCGUGUUUCUGCAAAAAGUGAUUGUGAAUAAAAGGUCUCGGAGUGUUCGAGAGAAAAGACCAGGCAACUGUUGACUUGCUUUUCCGCGUAAAUUCGUCGCCGGGAAGCGAACUGCAUCCGUGCCAGUGUGCGAUCCGUCGACCCACCACCACCACCACCCCCGCGGCAAAAACGCCAAACGCCAUCUGAACUCGCCUCGACUUCAUUUACAUCGGGGACGGCAUUUUUUCUGAUCUUGUUUUCUGUAAAUUUGCAAACACAACGCAAGCGGGAGCGUAUGUAUCACGCGGAAAUUAUUACAGCGUUGUCAGUGUUUCCAAAUUGGUGAUUAGUGCAGCGGAAAUCUUUCGUUUCCAUUCUUUAAUUUGACUUAAAGGAGCGUAGCAGCUGUUGGAGUUAUAUUCGCGGAAAUGGCAAAAGAAAUUGACGACAUUAUAGACGGUCUCAAAAAUGCAACAAUUGAAAACACAGAAUCAACUCUCUCGCUAUUGAAUAAAGUAACCACAUCAGAACCAAAUAGCUUCGACAAUUACAAUUUGACUGAACCCCUUUUACGAAUAAUCACAUCAAGUAAUGUGGAAGUCUGCAAGGAGGCGGCAAAAUGUAUUGCCGAAGUUACAAAAACUGAAGCACAACGAAAAAAAUUCACACAGAAAGAAAUCAUAGAAGCCUUAAUCAAUUGCCUGCGACGGAAUUCCAAUGAAAAUUUCGACAUGGAUCUAACAAUACAGAUUUGUCGUGCUCUGGGCAAUAUAUGCUAUAUGAACGAUGACGCUCGCAAUAUGAUCCUGAAUAUAGAAGGUGAUGCAGAUCUAAUGCGGUUACUGGAUAUUGAAGCUGGUUGUGAUAGUUCAAAAGAUCUUCAAUUCAUCAAAGUUCGAGGGGGAUUCAUUUCCAAUUAUUUGUUAGGCGGUGAGAUACUGGCAAAACGUGCAAUGGAGCUGAAAAUAAUGGAUAAGAUUCAAGCAAUCAUAGAUAAAUGUAUGACAAAUGUGGAACAGAAUGAAGAUUUAUUACUGAAUAUCUUACCACCGUUAAGUAUAUUAACGGAGAAUGUAUCGGAUUUGAAUUUUGAGCCAAAAUUAAACAAGCAAUUGGCACAAAUUCUGGCCGGUUCGACAAAUCCUGACCUAGCUGAAUUGUGCCUUGAAUUGCUUCACUAUCAAGCAGAGAAUGACGAUGUUAAAUUAUUACUAGCUAAAGAGGGGCUAUGUGAAACAAUCUAUAAACUAUUGGAAAAGUACAAGACAUUAGCAAGUACGAGUGAAGCGAGAGCCUUAAUGAAAUUGGCAUGUGAUUUAAUUGUUUUAAUUUUAACUGGAGAUGAAUCGAUGCACUAUUUAUAUUCGACGCCACUCUUAAAGAAUAUGGAAGAUUGGCUUGAUUCGUAUGACAUCGACUUAUUAACAACCGGAGUUUUGGCCCUUGGAAACUUUGCCCGCACUGAUAGUCAUUGCAUUGACAUGGUGGAAAAUAAAAUCAUGAAUAAACUGUUGGCUAUCCUUUCGAAAAAUAAUGGUGUUGACGACGAUAUGCGAUUGCAGCAUGCCCUUCUUAGCACUUUACGAAACUUGGUGAUACCAAAGCCCAAUAAAGGGGCCGUAAUAGAAGCUGGACUUGUGCAAACCAUAUUACCUAUGCUUGAAAUACAUCAACCUCCUGUUGUUUUCAAACUUCUUGGAACGCUCCGAAUGACUGUUGAUGGACAAGAAAGCCUCGCAUUAGAACUACUACAAAACAAAAAGCUAAUUGAGCAGUUAGUCCACUGGAGUAAAUCAUCAGACUACGCAGGUGUCACAGGUGAGUCAUUACGGCUAAUGGCAUGGCUGAUAAAGCACGCGUACCACACUAGAAGUAGUGUGCCAUCAACAAGUGCGGUAUAUAUAAAACCAGAUGAAAAGGGUUGCAGUCUAGUUAAUCCAGCGGAGCCAGUUACUGCCACUGCCGGCAUUGGGGAAGCAUCAUCCAGUACAGGUGAAAGCUGUUCUGACAUAACUAGUCUUCGAGCCUUCAUUCAUACCGAGGGAACUGUGGACAGUAUGAUAAAUAUGUUAACAUCACAGCAUCUAGUAAUGCAAAAUGAAGCCCUUAUUGCCUUAAGUAUUUUAUCCACGAUGUUUUUAUGUGAAAGCAAUGAAGACUCGAGCAUGUCAUCGGUUCCAUCUUCGUCGAAAUCAACGGCACUCGUGCAUUUGGAUGAUUUAUUCAUUCAAUCUGAACUAGGUAAGAAAUUAUCAGAAUUCAUUGGUCGAUCGUCCGAUACAAUGACUAAAGAAAUUGUGGAAAAUUUAAAAAUAUUCACUUCAUUACUACGUAAUUCAGAGAAACUAAUUAAACAUUUAGAACAGUAUAAUAUUGAUGAAUUACUCAAAUCAAUUCCUAUCUUAACUGAGUAUUGUACAUUGUAAUUCACCGAGCAUAUGAGAGGAGAGCGGGAACAAUAGUAGAAAGAGGAGUUGGAGUGAGAAGGCAUGGAGUUAUGAUAAAUGUCUGCUGUACUUUUGUGAAUAUGUAUCUUGUAGUUUCCAUUUGUAGUUUACUUUAGAUACGCCUUAUUUCGUACUUGAUUUCUCCUACCAGACAAGACUUUUAUCAUUUAAUUUUUACUUAGCUUGUAUAAUGUGUUGUGCAGAGUAUUUGUUCUUGUGAACUGUCCAAGUUUAUAUUUAUAAAAUAUAUGUUCAACAUUGAAAACUGGCUAUUACUGACAGGUGGCAUGGUUGGGAAGAAAAUUCUCAACAGAACCGAAAUUUUGCGAUUGACGUUUGCAACUCUCGUUAAGCAAGUAUGGUACUGUGUACCUUUGUUUAUCGCGUAGUAGUUUUUAGUGCAAUGUAUCAAAUUUUAACAGUAUUUUCUUUCGCUAUUUGCUUGCCUGACCUUUGUAAUUCCUCCAAUUAAUCUGCUCAUCCAGAUCACUUCCGUGGCUGCUUGAUUUGCUACUACAAUCUCUGCCUCAGUGAUUGAACUUGUCACCAUCGCUUGCCUCUGACUCAGUCACGAAAUGACGCCCCCUGCGUACUUGACAACAUCUCCAGAAGUUGAUCUGCCUUAAUUUGUUUUAUGCUCUGUGUCUUGUUCGAUUUCCAAUCCCAAGAAAUAGUCUGCUUCUUUAGAUGUGACUUUGAAUUUUGACUUCAUUUCCUUCUGGAACGUUUCUAGUUCAUAGUAAUCUGUUGCAGCUACAACUCCAUCGUCAGCAAACAACACUAGGAUAAGCUUUUUGCCAUUCCUUUGUGUACAAGCAUGGAUCCACCUCGCUCGAUCUGAAUCCAGAUUUAACUAGAAAAUUUCCAAAGCGCUUGUUCUAGCACCUCGGGACCUGUU